Molecule: messenger RNA, 2937 nt
Organism: Rhopilema esculentum
Lineage: Eukaryota; Metazoa; Cnidaria; Scyphozoa; Rhizostomeae; Rhizostomatidae
Biological process (GO): heme biosynthetic process
Cellular component (GO): mitochondrial matrix; mitochondrion
Molecular function (GO): 5-aminolevulinate synthase activity; pyridoxal phosphate binding
Source: RefSeq, a predicted model, not a curated record
GAAAACGAGAUAAGGACAGGAGGAGGAGAUUUAAACACUUCAUUGCGUUGGAUUUGUUUGGGUUCUACUGAAGAGGAAAGCGCAGUCGAUGAUGGAACUCGCAAAGAAAUGCCCUUUUUUGAAGCGAGUUCCUUCAUCAUUUCUCCGGAAAUCUGGGCCAUCUAUAAUCGCUUAUGCCGAGAAAUGUCCUGUGAUGUCUCAGGUUCUAACGUCCAAGGUCGCUAGCCCAAAGCUGCCUGAAGAAGGUGUCAAAACAUCUGGCAAAGCAACUGAAAAUGGCAAAGAGUGCCCAUUUAAGUCAACAUAUACUGGUAAACCAUUGAUAAAUCCAGAAAUAGCUGUAUCAUCAAAUGAUCCAAAUAUUAAGCCUGGAAAUGCUGGUCAUGCAGAUGGGAAAGAUGCCAGGACAUGUCCAUUUAAAAGUGGAAAAUAUGUGCUUAAAAGCUUGGAUGACGUCGAAAAUGCAUUUGAUGGCAAAAAGAAUGUUGUAGAGAAUGAAACCAAGAGUUUGGACAGGGUAGAUAAACAAGCUAAACAAGAUUCGAAUGGAUUUGGGUAUCUUGCAUCCCAUUUUAAUUACAAUGCAUUCUUUAAUGAGAAGAUUAAAGAGAAAAAGGAUGACCACUCCUACAGAAUUUUCAAGAAAGUAAAUCGCCUUGCUACUCAGUUUCCUUAUGCAGAUGACUUCAGUUCAAAGGAAACAAAAAAGGUUGCAGUCUGGUGCAGCAACGAUUACCUUGGCAUGAGCCGGCACCCAGAUGUUGUCCAGUCUGCCAGGGAUGUUAUCAAUAAUCAUGGUGUUGGUGCAGGGGGCACUCGAAACAUCUCAGGCACCAGUUUAUUCCAUAAUGCCCUCGAGAGGUCUUUAGCUGACUGGCACAACAAGGAAUCAGCACUUCUGUUUACAUCCUGCUAUGUUGCCAACGAUACUACCUUGUUUACUAUUGGCAGUAUGAUGCCUGGAUGUAUUAUCUUCUCAGAUGAGGGAAACCAUGCCUCUAUGAUACAUGGUAUUAGAACAAGCAAAGCAGAGAAACAAAUAUAUAAGCACAACGAUCCCGCCUCGCUUGAAGACCUUUUGAAGAAAGCCGAUCCGAAGGCACCAAAAAUUGUUGCAUUUGAAAGUGUGCAUUCCAUGUCUGGCUCUGUUUGCCCUGUGGAGGAGCUUUGUGAUGUUGCUCACAAGUAUGGUGCCCUGACCUUCGUGGAUGAGGUCCAUGCCGUCGGGUUGUAUGGAGAACGUGGUGCAGGAAUCGGUGAACGUGACUGUGUGUUGGACAAGAUGGACAUCAUAAGCGGGACACUUGGAAAGGCCGUUGGAGUUAUUGGCGGAUAUAUUGCCGGAAGCGCCGCACUAGUCGAUACUAUCAGAAGUUAUGGAUCAGGGUUCAUUUUUACCACUGCGUUGCCGCCAGACAAGGCCGCCGCUGCUUUGACCUCUCUUCAAAUCCUAAAGUCUGCAGAAGGAGUGGAACUCAGAGAACGUCAUCAAAAGGCCGUUGCUACAGUUAGAAAUCAGCUUCUUCGGCGUGGCCUUCCGGUUUGCUUCGCACCAAGUCAUAUCAUUCCAGUUGCUGUAGGGGACCCAGACCUUUGUACAUACGUCUCAAACGCGCUCCAAGACAAGCACAACAUUUACAUACAAGCAAUCAAUUACCCUACUGUGCCACGUGGCAGUGAGAAGCUGCGAAUUGCUCCAACCCCGUGGCAUAGCAUGGCUCUUAUCGGUGAACUUGUUGAAUCUUUGGAUGAAGUUUGGCAAGAAGCUGGCCUUCCCAAGUUGCAUCCAGUUUGUACUGACAGCUGCGAUUGCCGAAUGUAUUGCAAAGAGAAUAUGGAAGCUACUAACAGAAUGCCGAUCACAGUCAUGUCUUGAGAAACACGACUUUUAGAUAACUCUUAAUCAAUGUCUUGGGAAACAUGACUUUUAGAUAACUCUUGAUCAUUGCAAUGUAUUACUUGUAGCAGUGCUUAAUAUGGAAUUCCAUUUUUCGUGCAUUUCUCAUAACCAUGAUAAUUAUGUUUUCUGGCUUAUUUUUAUGCUUGCUUCACGUUUGAAAAUGUUUAGUAAUAUUGUGUUUUAAAAAAACAGCCAAAAAGCAUCUAUCCGUGUUUUCCGUUUGGAGCUGGAAACACUACUAAAGAUUAUAAAACUAAUCUUAAAAUCUUCGGCUCGUUUGUUAAACCAGAUUUUUUAUUGAAAUAGCACCUGUAGAGAUAAGGAUCUACGCCCUCUAUUGUUUUCUCCAGUACAUUUCAAAACUGAGCGGGCGUUUUUUCGUGUACAUCUUGUCACUAUCCAACUAAAAUUUUCUCACGUGCUAUUCUCUUUACAUGACGUGUCUAGAUGUCACUUGAUAAGUAGCCUCCUUGCCGUGAUUCUUUAUAUGUCAAUGUCUGGAUCUGGGAAUUUGCAGGAUGUUGUCCACUGAAUCCUUUCGAAUUUCCAAACCUAUCGUUGCCGGAAAAUUACUUGAACCUACAGUGCCUUCUUUGAAUUGAGAGAAUGCAUUCCUUGUUAGUAAAAGUUUUAUGAGAUGAAUCUCCUUUUUGGAGAAAUCGACGUUGAAUUGAUGUGAUAAUGUUGGGAGAUUUUGCCAUUGCGCACAAGCCCUGUUCUUUUAUAGGAGAUUUUUGAAACAAAAUUCACACAUUUUGAAAUCUCCUCUUUAGACAAUGACAAUUAACUGGUGUUGACAUUAAGUAUAUAUGCUUAAACUAGGGCCAAGGGUGCUAAGGGUUUAAUUUUAUUUUUGUAUUUAUUAUUUAUUUCACAACCUGGUAUAUGCUUUAGUUUUCUAGGUAGAGGUUAUUUGAAUGCUGAAGUUUUGCUUAGAAUUUCAAUUCAGAAAAAUUACACGUACCACCAUCAUAAAAUUUACAUUAUGUGAACAAAAUUAAUUUAAUUAAUUAAUUAAUUAAUUUUGGGCGUUGGUA